AUGCUUUUACAGGGUUCAACAGGUGACAGCGUAUAUACCUACGAUGAAGGGGUGAAGGAUGUACCAACAACUUUCAUUUGUGGUCCCAAUUACUUGUCGUCGACUCUGUAUAAUCUCAGUCCACCUGAGGACAUAGCUCUGGCGAUUAUUCUGAUGAGGCCUGUACGUAUGUACAGUAUGAAAGACAUGUUAAAAGAAAUUGCAAUGUCCAAGCAGAAAUAUGGAUCAGUUAAGCGAGUUUACAUCCUAUCUGAACAAGAUAAAGCAAUAUCCAAGGAUUUUCGGCGUUCGAUUAUAGAGAACGAUCCAACAGAUGAAGUGAAGGAAAUUACUGGUUCGGAUUACAUGGUUAUGAUCUCCCAGCCUCAGCAGCUUUUUGUCUGUCUUCAGGAAAUUGCUGAAAAAGCUUGA
This is a messenger RNA of Papaver somniferum (opium poppy), 411 nucleotides long. RefSeq names its product salicylic acid-binding protein 2-like. Lineage: Eukaryota; Viridiplantae; Streptophyta; Magnoliopsida; Ranunculales; Papaveraceae. The coding region runs from base 1 to 411 and encodes 136 amino acids. Gene Ontology annotation, molecular function: methyl indole-3-acetate esterase activity; methyl salicylate esterase activity; methyl jasmonate esterase activity. The record is from RefSeq and is a predicted model, not a curated record. The transcript has 2 exons. Gene Ontology annotation, biological process: salicylic acid metabolic process; jasmonic acid metabolic process.